UGACACAACCUGCGUGCGCAGCAAACAAGCAGGGUUGCCCUUCAAUAAAGCCUGAGCUAACCAGGUAGCCUUCACUCCAGAUCACUCUUGGCGUACCUGGAGGAACAGUAACACCACGUUUAAAGCAAAACUACACCGCUGUGGACCAUGGCGGCAAGGAUCUUACCCGUAGUGAAACUGGCCACCAAGGUGACCAUUGCAGGAGGAGCUCUGUACAUCGCCUGUGACUCUGGGCUGCUGGGCAGCAGUGAGCAGGGCUCUGAAGCCCUGAAGAAGGCCAAGGCUGCCAUACCCCCCGCCAUAGAGGAGUGGAUGAAGUACUUUGGCCUGGAGGCUCAACUUCCGACCAUGCCUAAGGUUGAAUUUUCACCCGUUCAGGCGUGGAACUCUGGGGUGCGGCAGUCAAUUACAGCUCUUUCGGAGGCUCCAACAAAUGCAACUAGAUACACAAAUCAGGGUUUGCAGUACCUGAAAGACCUCAGCAAGUGACCAGGAACUCUCCGGACAACCUGGCAUUUAUCAAUCGUUUUGAGUUUUGCACUUAAGAAUUGACAUUACUUCUUCAAAAGUUGUUUUCUCCCCCCAAGAAAGAAGAAACACCCCAACAUGAAAGAAAACAGUUGGACAAAAAUAAGUUGUGUAAUUCAGCUGCAUGGAGUGCAGUCUCAAUGGCAUUGUAUUGUACAUAAUGCUAGGAAGCUAAAUGUAUUUUUAAAAAAAAAAACGUUCUUUCAUUUGUGUAUACCCCCAUAUUUAAUUUUUCUCAGUAAUGUCUAAUAUACAGUAUUUCAUUCCCCUUUGUUCUCAAACCACCCAAAUAUUGUUUUGAAGAGAAUGCCUGUUGUGUGUGUAUAUAUGCAGUUUCACCAUUGGUGACUAAAUACAUCCAUCUUACAACGCGUCC
Messenger RNA from Anoplopoma fimbria (sablefish), 904 nucleotides. RefSeq names its product mitochondrial contact site and cristae organizing system subunit 13 (gene micos13). Gene Ontology annotation, cellular component: MICOS complex; mitochondrial crista junction. The coding region runs from base 148 to 489 and encodes 113 amino acids. The record is from RefSeq and is a predicted model, not a curated record. The transcript is spliced from 4 exons. Gene Ontology annotation, biological process: cristae formation. Lineage: Eukaryota; Metazoa; Chordata; Actinopteri; Perciformes; Anoplopomatidae.